AUGUCAGACACCAAUGAGAUCACCAUCAAUGUCCUUCUCCUGGGAAAGACCAAAAGUGGUAAGAGUUCACUUGGAAAUAGCUUGCUGGGCAGUUACGAAUUUGAAAGCCAAUUUUUCCCACGCUCAGUGACCAAGGAGUGCCGACUCUGCAGAAUCCGCAUACCUCAAUUUGCUCGCAGGAUGGGAGCAGAGUUGUGUCUGAAACUGCAGGUGCUGGAUACACCAGGUUCACCUCACAGCAGCCUGAACCAGGAAGAGAUGAAGCAAAGCGUGAAGAGAAGCCUAGCCGAGCAAUUUUCAGACGGGUUACAUAUGGCCUUACUUGUUCUGAGGGCUGACAUACCCCACUGUGAAGAAGAUAACCAGCACACUGUCAAAUUAGCAGAGUAUCUACUUGGCCCAGAAUGGAAGCAUUUCACCACUGUCAUAUUUACUCAUGGAGACAAGUUACAAGAGGCCAAAAUGGAUGAAGAAGAAUACCUUAUGUUGGCCCCUAAAUCUAUUUUAGCACUUUUGGAAAAUGUUCACAAUCAAUACAUUUUUAGAUUUCCUAUGGGUAAAACACUACACCAGGAGAGAGAGAGAUUAUUAUCAAAAAUCUUGCAUUUUGUUAGGCAGAACAGUUACCGAAGACUACAGUUCAAAUAA
Messenger RNA from Bombina bombina (fire-bellied toad), 648 nucleotides. RefSeq names its product GIMAP family P-loop NTPase domain containing 1 (gene GIMD1). Gene Ontology annotation, molecular function: GTP binding. The transcript has 2 exons. The record is from RefSeq and is a predicted model, not a curated record. Bases 1 to 648 code for a protein of 215 amino acids. Lineage: Eukaryota; Metazoa; Chordata; Amphibia; Anura; Bombinatoridae.